Messenger RNA from Clunio marinus, 3269 nucleotides. NCBI's taxonomy places the organism in Eukaryota, Metazoa, Arthropoda, Insecta, Diptera, Chironomidae. The record is from the annotation of a GenBank genome assembly.
GUCAUCAUAAUCGUUAUGAACCUGAGCGACAAGUGCUUUUCUUAUAUUUCUAAGGUUUUAAAUAAAUAAAUCAAUCGUAAAGUUAUUUUUAAGAAGCUACAUUAAAAGUAAACAAGAGUAAAAGUAAUAUUUGGAUGGUUUUCGUAAUUCUUCUGAAAAAUUAAAAAAGAAAAGCGAAGAAAUAACAGUUUGCUUCAAAUUUCAAAUAUGGCUCAGAACGGAAUUAAUAAUUUCUUGGUGAAACCUCCAACCCCAAAAAAUUUGAUAAGUUCAGGUUCAGUAUCGCAUAACGUUAAUCAUUUUCAAAGUUCAUCAUAUCAAAACGAACAAAAUCAGUUUAAGUUCCUUUCACCUCAAGUUUAUGAAACAAGUUCCAAAGCUUAUCCACUUUAUCAAAAACUUAACGAACAACAGCAAGUUGAAUUGAAAACUCCUGUAAAGAAUCAAGCCGAAGCUUGCAACUCUUUAUACAAUGCUAGCAAGCAUGAUGACGCUUCAAACAUUCGAAACUUUCAAACACCAUCAAGAACAAAUCCUGAAACAAAAUCUCUUUGUGAUGUUCAGGACAUUGCAGUUAUUGGAUGUGACAAAGCAACCAAACUCUUUGCAUACCACUCAAAGCGUCCUUUUUUCAAGAAGAUUGAUUUGUUGUGUGACCGGCUUUCCCAAGAUCUUAGUGUUACUAAUAAAGCUGUCGUCAACAUUAAUUCUCAUGGCAUUACUUGGGCAAUCAAAGAUUACAUUUUCGUCUUCAAUCGUAUAAUGAAUGCCUGGGUGAUUUUACGUGAUUACUAUUACAGUAAAUCUGAAGGCAUGCAAUGUGUCCAGGACACUCUCGAUCCCAACUUUCGAGAAGCAUUCCUGGAAUGGCAAGAAGUAACCGGAAAACUGGCAAAAACUUUAGUCAACUCAUUCGAAAAUUUGCAUAACAAGGACUUGAAAAAUGGAAACCGAAAAUUGAACAAGGAGAACAGUUCAGCACCAACAAAUUUCGCCAAUUCAAAAAUGAAAUGCGAUCCAUUUCAGUCAAUUUUCGAUCCGAUGAUUGCUGAAAAUUCCGAAAAGAUUCAAUUGAGUGGUGGAUAUUUGAAGUCAGCUGUUUAUCGGCCUGUCUCGUCACCUGAAGGGUCAACAUCAACUUCACUCUCACCAGACACUUCAAAUAAUUUGAAUUCAUUGAAAUUGUUAUUCGACGACAUCAUUUCAGACAACGAAGCGUUUGAACGAAAAGGUCAACCAAAACCUUUGUAUAAGCGUGGCGUACAAGAAUCAACGCCAACAUGUGAGCGCAUGCGAAUGAAUUUAAGCGAUCAAUUCCGCAAUUUUGGUGUUGAAGAACUCUCUGCUGUUGGAAUGGAAGGAUUUCAACUUUUGAAUUCCGAAGAAGGCAAUAAAGAAGUUAAAAAGAGUUCAACAUUUAACUUCGAAGCUUUAAAAAUGCAAUUCGGUGAAAAUGGAGCUGAAACAGUCAUUUGCUUGAUGAAUCAAAUAAUGUCAAUGCCUGAAUCGUUGUCAUUCUUGGGACCAUCAGAAGCUUUGAACUUUCCCAACAUUCCAAACUUGAUUCAUGGCGACAAUGAAAUUUCAUUGACACAAAUUAUUGAUAACAUCCAAAAAGGAAACUGGAAGUCAAUCUGUGAUGUUUUCAUUCAUGUUAAAAUGUUAGCUGAAUAUGCUAAAGCCAUAAUUCAUUUCAAUUCAUCACAAAAUAUGGACACAAAAUUAAAAAGCAUCGUUUGGGGAUUUGUACGAGGAGUUGAAUCUGCAUUAGCUCGUUACGCUUAAAAAUCAAUUGAAAAACAAACAAAAUGAUUUCUUAAAUUUCUUUCCCUGCAAUUUUUAAAUAAUUUAUAAAAACUUAAAUCAUUUCCAAGUCUUUGGCAAUUGAAACUAAAUAAGUAUUGUUAAGGUAAAGAAAUAUCAAAAAAAAAACGUACAAAUUUCAUUUAAUGAACUUUUUUAAACUUAAUUCAAGCAUAAGAAUCGAAUGGCAAUGCAAAUUUGUUUUAAAAAUGUUCUUCGUAAAACUUAAAUAUUUUUUAAUAAUAACAAUAAUAAUUAUAAGACAUUUGAUCUCAACAACAUAAGUAUGAACAAGGAAACAAAAGACUAAUUGUAGAAUGAAUAAUUUUAUUGAAAUAAAUAAAUAAUUUAUUCAUCGAAUUCCUCGUGAAACUUUUCAUUUUCUUCUCGCUUUAAAUUAUUUUCUAAAUGUUUCAUGUAAAUGUCGAGUUCAUCCUCAGAUUCUUCAUUGAUUUCUUGAUUUUCAUCUGCAAUUGACGAGUCAUUUGAAUCAUCACCUUCAAAAUAUUUAUCUUCAAAAUCUUGUUCGACUUCCAACGUAUCAUCAUAUUCUUCAUUCUUAUCAACAGUAUCAUAAUCAAAGAAUUCUGAAUCUUUACCCGACAAAAAAUUGCUGUACAUGAUGCCCAGAAAUUCUUCUCUUAGUAAAUCUCUUUCUCCUGCGGUAAUCAAAUGUGCUGGUCGUUUCUUUGCUUUCAUUCCUGAUGUUGCUGUGCUAGAUUGCUGAACAUUUUCAAAAUUUCCCCAAUGUGUAUGAUCAUCAUCAUCGUCGGCAUCGUCAUUAUCAUCACUGUUGAAUUUCAUACUUUCUACUGAUGUUUGACUGUCUUCAUUCUGUUGCAUGAUUUCUUCUUCAUUUCUUUGUUUCUUCUCCAUUUCUUUGUUUAAAUCGUAAUCAAUUCCUUCAAGAAGAACAUCAACAAGUGUAUCAGUUUUAGCAUCUGGUCUUCGAUUAGCUCGUUUCUCAGCCGGCGAUUGAUAUUGCCCAAUCAAUUGUUCAUAUAAAAGUGGAUCUCGACUUCUCAUUUCAUUUUCACUGAAAUACUUUUUAUCUCUUAUGAGUUUCAACAACGCUGCAUAUCUUCGAUUUCUGAUAAUUGUUGUGUGAUGCUCGAGAUUCCAACAAAUAUGUUUCACACUUUCGGUGACUUUACAUUUCUCGUUUUCAUUCAUAUAAGAUUGUGAUUCGAAGAACUUUAAAUGCUCUUUCUUUAAGUUCAUGCCGAAUCUUUGGAGAAACUUUGAAUGGGAUGUCUCUAAAAUUGAAGAGGCAAUUUCCUUUCUAUCAUUAUAAUUUAAUUCUGCUUCGUCUCUCUGUUGACUUUUAAAAAAUGCUUUGUUUUCUGUACAAAUAUGAGUAAGCAGGGCUUCUUUGAGUUCUUCUAGAUUUAAUGAUUCUGUUGGAUUCUGGUCGUCAUCCAUUAAUUCAAGCUUCUGAUCAAGAAUCAUUUUAAAUGAAUAAGUAU